AUGGAAAUAGAAACGAAAACGAAUGAAAAUAAGAAGAAGAAGGCAAGAGUUUGGAUGAGUGAUUCUGAUAUUCAGUUUAUUAUGAAACUCAUUUACAAGUUACUGAAAGCACAAAAAUGCCAAGAAAGCUUUGAGGAGAUGUAUGAGACGAGGAACAAAAUAAUUAAAGAGAUUUUGGACGAGUUCUUCAACACAAGAGAUCUGCCACUUCCAAAGGAAUUUGAUUGUAUUUGUUCUCCAUUCCAUAACAUUUUCAUAGACAAGAAAGUAGCUAUUUUAAGUCAGACGAAGGCGGAGAAAACGAUUGAUUUGAACAAAUAUGGAAGCGUCUAUGAAGUCAACGAAUUGCUUCAAAAAUUAGAAGAACGAGAUGUUGUGAAGAUCCUUUCUAUUAUAGAGAGACUGAAGAACUUCCCAAAGACAGACCCUUUCAUGAGAUAUUUGAUAGUCUUCCACAUCUUGUUUGGUGAGCUUCAAAAUCUGGAGACGGUAGCUGCGAAUUAUGUUUCAUUACGAGAAGAAAUGAAUGUGGUUGCUACUAUAAUACAGAAGUGGAUAUUUUGGCAAUUGAAGAGUUGGGAUAAAACGACGGAGAGUCUGAAUGAAGGUCAACUGAUUCAAGCCCAGUCGUGGUUUGUUAAUGUCUGGAAGAUGGUAGAUGAGAUGGUGAACAAUGAAGUCGACGAACAAAUAGAAUUGGGCUUUUUGGAGUCAAUGAAUCAAUUUAUGUAUAAGUGCACGUAUGGACAAUUUGAAGAGAGACUUAAAGUACUUGGCAUAGUUAUUCAAAUAUGUGAAUGCUCUGAAAGUCAGAAUGCACGAUUUGGGAAGGUCAGAGAGACUAAAUUUAUUGAGACUAAUAUUAAAGAGUUUGUGAAACUGAUAAGAUGGAAUGAUAUUAACCAUGAAAAGAUCAAAGACCAAGUGGAGAAGUCGAACCGGAAAUUGAAUGGAUUUAAAAGGGAGUAUGAUGACAUUUUGAAGAAGAAUGUACAAUUUGUUGUUCAAAGUCAGACGUUUGCAAACACCACGAGUGCUACUGAUAAAGCGUUGGGACCCAUCUUCAAAGAAAUUCAUAAGAGUGAAAAGAUCAAGAAGACUGUGGAUUCAAAGAAGAGAACGGACAAUAUCGAGAAUUUGGGUGUUGUAUGGCUUGAGGAAGUCAAAAAAGACUUGAUUGGUUCUGUUGUAGAACUUCAGAAUUUAACAGGAAAGAAGGGUGUGAAGACGAAGAAAUAA
Entamoeba invadens IP1 is the source of this 1239-nucleotide messenger RNA. RefSeq lists its product as hypothetical. Gene Ontology annotation, cellular component: preribosome, large subunit precursor. Bases 1 to 1239 code for a protein of 412 amino acids. Gene Ontology annotation, biological process: rRNA processing; ribosomal large subunit assembly. The record is from RefSeq and is a predicted model, not a curated record. The transcript is spliced from 4 exons. NCBI's taxonomy places the organism in Eukaryota, Evosea, Mastigamoebida, Endamoebidae.